Puccinia triticina is the source of this 975-nucleotide messenger RNA. RefSeq lists its product as uncharacterized. The transcript is spliced from 6 exons. The record is from RefSeq and is a predicted model, not a curated record. Gene Ontology annotation, cellular component: nucleolus; small-subunit processome. Gene Ontology annotation, biological process: rRNA base methylation. Lineage: Eukaryota; Fungi; Basidiomycota; Pucciniomycetes; Pucciniales; Pucciniaceae. Bases 1 to 975 code for a protein of 324 amino acids. Gene Ontology annotation, molecular function: rRNA binding; rRNA (pseudouridine) methyltransferase activity.
AUGUGCCCCCGAGAUGUUUUUGUCUUCCAUCCUGCCAACCGCCACAAGGAGAACCUCGUCAACUUCAUCUUAACCCCGGAGACCGACUAUCUGAAUUCCAUACUAAGCAGCAUGGACAACACCCAAACCAAGCCCAACGGCAAACGUAAACGAGAACCGAAGAAGCAGAAGGCAGACGAUGGGGCCCAGGAAGCUCAAGCAAGCGCACAACAGCUACCGAGCUCGCUAUCUAAUCCACUCAUGCUACCUGUCGCUCCCUCAACUAGUAAUCCCAAGGAUUCCGCUUCGGCACCCAAACUGAUCGUCGUCCUCAGCCAGGCUUGUCUCGAAAAUUACGCCCAAACUGUCAAACAAUCUUCGGGCUCGAACUCGGCCCAUGGCAAUAAGAAAUCUGCUAAACAACUUAAAUAUACCCUCCUCAAUUGCGAUGACCAUCAAUCUAUUCUUGCCAAAAUGGGAAAAGAUAUCGCUGCUACUCGUCCCGAUAUCACCCACCAGUGUCUGCUUACGUUACUUGAUUCACCCGUAAAUAGAGCUGGAAGACUUCAAGUUUAUAUCCAGACUGCCGCUGGAGUACUGAUCGAAAUUCAUCCUACGGUCAGAAUUCCCAGAACUUUCAAACGGUUUAGCGGCCUGAUGGUUCAAUUGCUUCACCAACUAUCGAUUAAAUCUACCACCGGUAAAGAAAAGUUGCUGAAAGUUAUCAAAAAUCCAAUCUCGGAUCAUCUGCCACUGAAUUCGCACAAGAUCACUUUAUCGUUCGACGCGCCUCCAGUCAAAUUGUCUGAAUACAUCACCACCAUCCCAUCAGAGAAACACUUGGUUGUUUUUGUUGGUGCAAUGGCUCAUGGCGCUGAUGACUUUGCUGAUCAUCUAGUGGAUGAGAAAAUUGCGAUCAGUCAAUACAGUCUAUCAGCUUCAGUGGCUUGCGGAAAAUUUUGUUGUGCAGUGGAAGAUCAUUGGGGAAUCCUGUAA